This is a messenger RNA of Photinus pyralis (common eastern firefly), 1527 nucleotides long. RefSeq names its product gastrula zinc finger protein XlCGF46.1-like. The record is from RefSeq and is a predicted model, not a curated record. Lineage: Eukaryota; Metazoa; Arthropoda; Insecta; Coleoptera; Lampyridae. Gene Ontology annotation, biological process: regulation of transcription by RNA polymerase II. The coding region runs from base 152 to 1396 and encodes 414 amino acids. Gene Ontology annotation, molecular function: RNA polymerase II transcription regulatory region sequence-specific DNA binding; DNA-binding transcription factor activity, RNA polymerase II-specific. The transcript is spliced from 2 exons.
CAAAAAUGGUGACUAUUUUGAGGUUAGAAAUUUGGGUGUAGUAAUUUUGUAAGAAUUGUCCAUUUACUUUGACACCGUUCGGAUAUGCAAUUUCAAAUUAUUACUUCUAAUUAAACCAAUUAUUGAUAUCACACUCCCAUAGGGAUUCAUAAUGUUCGAAGUUGAUGGCUCUGCUCCCGUUAAGCUUGAAGUAAAAGUAGAACCAGAGAUAAAGUCCUAUUUGGAGAGCAACACCGAGGCAUCGGUAAAAGACGAACCGAAAGAGGCUAUCCUCGGUGGAGGACUUUUCCACCGCGUAGAUCUGCCACAACACGAUUUCGGCUCAACUCCUGAACCUGGAAGUUCAGAAGAAUUUAAGUAUGAGCCUAAAUACCACCAUACAUGUGAAGACAGUCAAAAUUUUAAAUGUGACGUUUGCAAUUAUGCAACAGAUAACAACCACCAACUUAAAUUCCACCAUUUAACUCAUGAAAUUUCUGAAGAGUUUCAAUGUGACCAUUGUGAUUAUGCUACGGACAAUGAAAGAUAUUUGAACCAACAUCUCAAAGUACAUACGAUUAUCAAACGCUUUACGUGUGAUAAUUGUAACUAUAGAACGAACAUUAAAUGUAAUUUUAAACGUCACCUUCUAAAACACAAAGAUUUUAAAUGUGACAGUUGUGGUUUUUCUUCUAAUAUUGAAGCUGCAUUUAAACAACAUCUAUUAACACACAGCAAUUUAAAAUGUGAUCAUUGUGAAUAUACAACAAAUACUAAACGGCUACUUAAAUACCACAGUUUAUCUCACAAAGUUGCUAAAGAAUUCAAAUGCAACGUUUGUGGUUAUGCAACACAUUAUAAAUCCAGUUUGAACUUGCAUCUCUUGAGACACAUAGCUUCAAAAGGUGAUUUCAAGUGUUACAAUUGCGAUUACGUAACAAAUAUUAAAAACAAUCUUAAAUCACAUCUUUUGAGUCAUAGAGUCGCAAAAGGUUACAAGUGUAACAUUUGUGAAUAUAGAACAAAUUACAAAUCCAGCUUGAACCUCCACCUCUUAAGGCAUAAAAAUGUUUCAAAAGAUUUUAAAUGUUACAAUUGCGAUUAUAUAACAAAUAUUAAAUGCAAUCUAAAAUCACAUCUUUUGACCCAUAAGAUUUCAAAAGGUUACAAAUGUAACAUUUGUGAGUAUAGAACGCAUUAUAAGUCCAGUUUGAACCUCCAUCUGUUACGACACGAGCAUUCGAAAGACGAUUUUAAAUGCGCUAAUUGUGAUUAUUCGACAAAUAUUAAACGCCAGCUUAAAUCCCACCUUUUAACUCACAAAAUUGUUAAAGAUUUUAAAUGUGAUCUUUGCAAUUAUGCCACAAAUCACAAAAGUGCGUUUAACCGGCACCAUUUAAUCCAUAAAUAUUGGUAACGUAUUACCAUAUUUAGCUGUCACAUUUGGAAUUGGAUGUUCAGUGUACGUACUUAAGAGGGGGAAUUUAUAGUAUUAGCAAUCCAACUCUGUACACAUAUAUGUCAACGCUUUUCUGAUAAAUUAUAAAA